Messenger RNA from Rhinichthys klamathensis goyatoka, 819 nucleotides. RefSeq lists its product as uncharacterized. Gene Ontology annotation, cellular component: membrane raft; external side of plasma membrane. The transcript has 4 exons. Gene Ontology annotation, molecular function: MHC class II protein binding; protein tyrosine kinase binding. The coding region runs from base 1 to 819 and encodes 272 amino acids. Gene Ontology annotation, biological process: T cell activation; interleukin-15-mediated signaling pathway; positive regulation of ERK1 and ERK2 cascade. The record is from RefSeq and is a predicted model, not a curated record. Lineage: Eukaryota; Metazoa; Chordata; Actinopteri; Cypriniformes; Leuciscidae.
AUGGAAGAGCCUAAGGAAACUUCACAGAACUGCAAGAAAAACAACAACGCCAAAGUUUCCUUUUCAACUGUCGAGCACCAGUGGAGUGAUUGUGUGUUCAUCAGUUCUGGUGUAAAUGUCUCUCUGUCCUGUAAUAAUGCUCUUCCUGACUGCAAAUCAACUUCAUGGAUCUACUCUAACAUAUUCAGACAUUCAGGAGCAGUUAAACUGAUUACUGGAGGGAUAAAGAAUAAAGACACAGAGAGACAUGAGAGACUGAGUCUGGAGUCUGACUGCUCUCUGAACAUCAAGAACGUCACAGGAGAAGAUUAUGGAUAUUACAGAUGCAGACAAUAUGUGAAUGGAGAACAACAAGGACCUGAUGCUGAUGUUUAUCUGCAUGUUCUUCAUGUGUCUUCAUCAUCGUCAUCAUCAUCAUCAUCUUCAUCUUCAUCUUCAUCCUCACAGACUGAGAUCAGUCCAGGCCGCUCUGUGACUCUCUCCUGUCAGUUGUAUUUAUAUACUAGAUUCUCCUGUGAUGAUUGGGUCCGUUCUGCGGGAGUUGAGCUGUUGUGGGUGAAUCAGGCUGGUGUUGAUCUGAAGACAGACUCCAGAUAUCAGAUAUUAUCAUCAUCAUCAUCUCCAGAUCACUGUCUCAUCACUCUGACUACAACACUCCUGGAUGAAGAUGCCAACAGAGAGUGGAGAUGUCAGCUUACUCACAGAAAGCAACUCCAGACCUCAGUCAGAUACACUGUCAAGUAUUCAGCUCAAGCUGAUUCAACGACAGCAGUGAAUCCAGUCCACAUCACACACUCUCAGGAUCACUCAGUGGUGUAG